AGAGUGUCGGAGUUUUGCCGAGCUACAGGUGCCGAGGCGCAAGUCUACCGCUUAGAAGCUGCUUUUGGCCUUUUUGGGCAAUCUACUGACGCGAAGCCAUGUGGAUCCUGCUGCUGUUGAACUUGGUCGUGUCAGAGGCGGACAAGUCUUGUCCCUACUACCAGGCCAGUGGCUGCAUCCUCGAUCAGAUGGAGAAGGUUUGCGAGGGCGAAGCCAAUGAAAUGAUCACGCCCUCUGCCGAGGAGAAUAUUUGGAUGUGCUGUUGCCCCAAUCCAUAUGUGCCCUGUUCGAGUAACGAGUCCGAUGAGACUUGCGUCAAGGCCAUCAGAAAGCAACUCAAAGACCAUGGCAGUCUGGGCCUGGAUGGGCUCCUGGAGGUGCGAAAGACGCUCCUUGGGAGCUCUGAGCAAUGCGGGGGCUUCUUCCUGGACACGGUGACGCCCAUAUGUAAGGAAUGGCCUUCUGCCAUGCCCAAGCUGAUGUGUGAGAUGCUGACUUGGCAGUGGGAGGAGCUGGGUGAUGGAAAUUCCGAGGAGUUCGCGCAAUUCAGCUGCCCAAUGAUCGAGGCCAACCGGGCCAGCGACGGCAACUCUCGCAAGGGACAUGCGCUGAGCUGGGAUCCCCAGCGUCGUGAGUUGUAGAGGGGCCGCUCCGCUCGCGGACUUCCGCGGUGGACGCUUUGACGCUGACCGGGGAACGCCGGUCAAAAAGAAAAAAGAAGCCCAUGCUGGCAUCCGGGUCCGGUUGGGAGAAUUUUGCCCAAGUCCUUGAAUCCAGAGACUUGCAAUGGGGUGUUGCAAGCGAGCCUUGCCGAGCCGUGCUUGAAGAUGUCCAAUGCAGCUCGCAAAGAGACGUCUCGCCUUGUUUGACUCCCGGAG
Effrenium voratum is the source of this 878-nucleotide messenger RNA. The record is from the annotation of a GenBank genome assembly. NCBI's taxonomy places the organism in Eukaryota, Dinophyceae, Suessiales, Symbiodiniaceae.